Messenger RNA from Blastomyces dermatitidis ER-3, 4718 nucleotides. RefSeq names its product O-methyltransferase. The coding region runs from base 1631 to 2374 and encodes 247 amino acids. The record is from RefSeq and is a predicted model, not a curated record. Lineage: Eukaryota; Fungi; Ascomycota; Eurotiomycetes; Onygenales; Ajellomycetaceae. The transcript has 3 exons. Gene Ontology annotation, molecular function: O-methyltransferase activity.
AAUCUAUUGCCUUUUUCGGGUGAUUUGGCGGGGCCCGAAUUCAUUUCUUCCUCCUCGGCGGCCAUUUCCGCACACAUGCACGGCGUGCCAUCUUGACAAAAGCCGCAAUGGUCUAUGAUUCUAGAGGGAGACACCGACGGUUCUGUGGCUCGAAUAGUACGGUCGCGGUUGCCAGAGAACAGGGCGGUGAAAUCGGUUUCCAACUCCUCCGGUUCUGUUUUGAUAUUAGUAUCUAGUCUGUGGCGUUUUGAUGAAUUUGUCUGGUGCGGAGAGUGUGCUCUUUUUGGGGUGCUCUCGUCUUGCUGGUCAGGAGCAGCGUUGGAAAGCCCGAAAGCAUCCUCGAUGCAUUGGCAUCGUGUUGAGGAGCAGUUCUCACAGGUAGCGGCCAUCCCUCCCACUUCGGAUACUUGUUCUGCAAGCUGAACCCUUUGCAUCAACUCUUCCUUGGCCUUUUUCUCCGCUGCAAGUUCGCCAACCCUUGCUGCCCUUCUCUCGCGAAACGCUCUCUGAGCAGCGCGAUUUUGAGCCUUCCGUUUUGUUGGUGGGGUGUCUGUAGCUGGCUUGCGUCCAGGUUUAGGUCGAGGGGGAAUAACCCAUUCUUUUGACGUGAUAGUUGUGGGCUUGAGGGGUACCGGCGUAGGCGUACCAGCAGCAGCCAGCGGCUUCACGGAAAGCGACGGUUGGCGGGACGGCACGGCUGGUGCGAGAGGAGCAGGGGAGUUCGUCGAACUUGACGAAGGAGUCGAAGCAGCGGACAUAGCCGACAUGAUAGUCUCUUGGUAUGUCCUACUUGUAUGGUGGGAUAGUAGUCGCGGAAUUUGGUCUUGCUGCGUGUCUACUAGAUAUAUCCCCUCUUAACCGAUUUGCAGUGCCGAAGUCAUCGACCAAGACGCACCAGGUCAUCGCAAGGGAACAAGAUUCAAUUAAGUUUGAACUAUGCGUUGAACAAUAAGCUGUUGUUAUUCAAACAGUGACUCGGCGAUGAAUGGCUGUGAGGAAGUUUUCGUCCUGGCCAACCAUGAGGGCAGAAUUGAAGCAGGAAGAAUAAGCCGCGGGGGAUUCGGAAGAUCAGAUUAGAUUAUCGUGCGACAUGUUGCUCACGUGGUUUCUUGCCGACGUCCGAUGUCUUGGCAUUGUUUCCGUUAUCUGAUCGCCAAGCUCGGGUUAUCUGAUGGAAAAGGUCGGCCGUCUUUCCGUUUUCGGCCUAACCCACCACGUUCUACAACGAAACAUAUAAAUUUGUUCGUCGUGCUAAUAUUGGCUGCAAAUAACUGAACAACCUCGGAGGAGAUCUUAUUCUGUUGCCUAAGACCCCAUUUUUUACGACAAGGGCGGACUUCGUCGCAAAUUCUUGGGGCUCACGGAGAGGAGAGCAUAUACCGACUAGGGAGUAGCUAGCUCACGCCUUACAUAAACCGGCUUCUGCGUCUCUACCGCUAUUUGGAAGCACUAAAGGUUCCCACUCUUCUGCAGCGCAAGUGUAAAUAAUACGACCUGCACCAUGAGUCAGGGCUUGAGAAGGAUCUUAUAUAAGAUGAAGACCCUUCCCAUGCCUCCUCAAGCAACGCAUUCGUACCUCUAACUCACCCCCAGAACCCCCGACUCCAAAGUCGAAUCGAAGUAGCCAACCAUGCCACCAAGCCCUGUUGUUGCCAGCCAGAAGGUUCUUGACCUUCUUCAAAAGCUCCAUGCAGCCUCUCUCGCCCAAGAGCAUGCCCUAUCCACCGUCUUCUGGUUUAUGACUAGAAAAUUGCGUGCCUUGUUCACUAAACAAAGUUGGUCGUCGCUUGAUGAUACUUUCGUCAAGGAUAAAUUCAUCGCCCUUGAGGCCGACAAAAGCGAAUUUCUCUAUCUCCUAGCACGGGCUUCCGGUGCCACUACGAUAGUCGAGGCAGGUACAAGUUUUGGUGUCUCCACGAUCUACUUGGCUCUGGCUGCUGGGCAAAAUGCCGCUGCCCUCUCCCCAUCUCCUCCAACACCUGGGCAGGGAGCUAAGGUGAUUGCCACGGAGAAAGAACCGGAGAAAGCCCAAAGGGCUCGGGAUCACUGGAAGGAAGCGGGCCCUGAAGUUGAGCCAUGGAUAACUCUGUUGGAAGGAGACCUGAACGAUACUCUCCCGGCGGAGUUGAAAAAUGUCGAAAAGGUUGACCUUCUCCUUCUUGAUAUCUGGACACCGUUGGCACUCCCAGCCUUGAAAAUUGUCCAGCCGAAACUUCGACAUGGUGCACUCAUUAUUGCAGAUAAUACGGCCAGUUUCCGCUCUGCCUAUGAGGACUUUUUUGCUUACGUACAUGAUCCGAAGAAUGGAUUCAGAACGAUGACGACCCCAUUCAAAGGAGGACUCGAAGUGAUUGUAUACCUUCCAACUUCGUGAAUACGCAGUCUCUGAAUUUUUCUCUCCUAUUUUGUUGUUUUGUCAUUAUAUCCAUCCUCCUGGCCUAUUCAACAUCUCCCAGCCAAGCCAUUUGUCAAGAACAGUUAAUACGAAUUUUUAUAUUAUCAACAGCAAUAAUAAUGUAACAUGCACAUAUUUUACAUAUGGCUUGGAAUGCUAAGCUCAACCUACCCCCUUCUUCCAAACGUAUGUCUUAUAUUGUGACAUCCCUCUCAUCCAUUUACUCGUAUUCAGCCAACGCUGGUGAACCCGGGAAUUGCUCGUUUGAAAACUUCGUCUGCACGAACACUUUUUGAAUCCCUCUUUUCCUCUCGUCAUACAUACGAUAGACGAGAUCUAGAUCUUCCAGCUUGACACGAGUCGAAAUCAUUCGCAACGGAUCAAGGGUUCCACUUUCAAUGAGAGAGAGAAUGUGCUCCCAGUAUUUCUGUACCGGCGCUUGGCCGUUACCGAUCAAUCGGACACCGCGCUGCAUAAGGGAUCCGAUGUUGAAAUGGUUGGUCUAUCACAGUCAGCAGUUAGUAUUCGAGCAUUCCUAUUCAACGCUUGUUCCAUCCCGUACAUCCAUAAGCUAGAGCCCAGGAACAAUCGACUUACGUAGCCCACAUAAACACCCGUAAUCCCACACCUCCCGAAAUUCCUCACAGACGUAACCAUCUCAUUCAAAAUCUCCGACGUAUCCGUCUCCGCCCCCAGCAUAAUCUCAAUAUAAUGCGCCCAGCCCUUCGCAUACUCCCCAGCCGCACACUCCAACGCCGCGUCGGGGCCUUGCCCAUCCCCCACCAUCUGUUUCAACACAGAGGUCACCGACUCCCCACUCUGUAAAGUAGAAUAAUCCACCGUCUCAACCCGGGGCAGCUUUUCCUUGACAAAGUCUAAACGCCAAGCACCCGCUCCGCCAUCAAUAAGAAUCACUCUGGAUGCGCCGUGCAUGAAGCUGAACUCAGCGCACAUCUGUCCGAUGGGGCCGGCGCCCCAUAUCGCCACGACGUCUUCCUCCCGCACGCCCGUGUCGACCACACAGUGCCAAGCUGUACUAAGCACGUCCGAGAGAUAGAGACCCUUCUCAUCAGGAACGUUGGCAGGGAGCGGGAGGAGGUUGGUUUCCGCGUAGGGUACACGGACGUAUUCAGCUUGACCACCGGAAAAGCCGCCGGUGAGGUGGGAAUAUCCGAAUAUUCCUAUUACUUGACUAUUAGCGAUUGACAUUUACUACCACCCCCCCCCCACACCCCACACCGGCCCGGGCUGGCAGGCUGAAUGCAGCACCAGUAGUACUGACCGGCCGUGCGCGAUCCAUAAAGCGAAUUUUCCAACUGGCUAGCGUUCGUGCGCUCGCAUUGCGAGGAGAGUUUCCGUUUGCAGUAUCUACAGUCACCACAGGCGAUUUGGAAGGAUGCGACGACCCGAUCUCCCGUUUUCAAUUUCUUGACGCUAGCGCCGACGGAUUCUAUUUCGCCGCAGAAUUCAUGGCCCAGGAUGUCUCCCUUUUGCAUUUCAAGGACCGACCCUAGGAGACAGGUAUGUUAGCAUAAAUUGUACCAUGUAGGAGACUAGCCCUGGUAGCUACUGCUAUGUAUGCGUACCAUGAUAGAGAUGCAAAUCACUCCCGCAAAUCGUUGAUCCAGUAACCUUUAAAAUGACGUCUGUAUCCUCAAGGAUUCUGGGCUUAGGCACGUCCGCUAUGAUUCUCACAAAACCAUAUCAGUAAACCUGAAAUAAUUCGUCUCUCCCCUUGAGGAGGCCGGAGGUCUAUCCUUUCGCUGCAUAUUUUGUACACUUUCAACCUACAUACCAAUCGUCACAUCGUUCUUCCCCAGCCAUAUCAAGGCCUUCAUCGUCUCACCACUGGGAUCCGCGAACUUCUGCCUAUCUCGUGCCGGAUUGCUCACAUCCUGUGUAAUACUGGCUUCUUCUUUCCUGCCCGUUUCCGAAACAUUUGCAGCCUGCGAAGUAGCCAUCCUAAUAAAUAUCCAAGUUUGAGAUGGUAAUAUUCAAAUAAUCGCAAUAGAAGCAGCUACUGAAGGCGAAUUCAUGACUAGGAGCAGCAGGGCGCCACGCCCCGGCUAUAUAUAAGAGCAGCCUUUCGCAGUGGCUUCGAAGAGGGGGGUAUACAUUGGACGGUAAACUCAAGUCCUGUGACAUCACAGUGAGGUCGUUCUUUAUGGAAUUUGACACUGCAAGCUUGUAUGUUUUCAGUUGUCUCGAGUAAGCCUACGUUUCUAGAAACGGCAAAAAUUCUACCCAGGAUGUGUUGCUUGCUCUGCCCGGAGAACUCAACUCACACCGCUGCUGAGGGAGAGAUUUUUCCACAAAAACUAAU